AUGGCCGAUCCGUAUCUCGACCUUGUCCCGGCUCCCAAGCUCAAGAAGAACAAAAGGAAGCGGGACAAGCGACGCAAGUCCACCGCCCAAGAUGACCCUUCUACAUCGACCUCGACGACGCUGGACCUCAAUGCGCCUCCUACACCGACGACGACGACCAGCACGACCAGCACGACCAACCAUGGCCAACACAAAAGAUGGCUCCAAAAGGAUAAGCCGCAUUUCGCCAUGACGCAAAAGUUCGUGCCGUCGCAGGCCUGGCUCGCGGAGCAGCACGUGGCCACGAACGACGAGGAGGCGCAGACGAGCAAGGGCCCCUCUCCACCGCCACCAGCCGCCGUCCCGGUAGAGACGUUCCCGUCCCCGCCUCGUGCUGAACCCACCCCGCUCGAACCUCCGGAUCGCACAACUCCGCCCGAGAUCACGCUGCUCGAUCCUCAUCUCGACGACUCGUCGGACGACGAGCUCGUACGGCAGACCUUGAUCCCGAUACCAGAUACCAUUCCAGCAACAGCAACAGCCGAAUCGAGUCGAUCGCCUACCCAGGAACCACAAUCACAGGCUCAGCCGGUGUCCGAGGACAUGGACAUCAGCUCUGACGAUCGCCCAGCUGAGCUCAGUCACCUCGAAGAGCACGCCCGCAUCCUGAACUCUGACGACUCGAGCCGAUCACCGACACCGGAAUCCGAGCCGACCGUCAUUGUCGACCAACACCCACACUCUCCCGCGUCACGCGACGACGACGACGAAGAUGAUGAAGAGGAUUCUCAUUCACCGCUGCCUUCCUCGGACGACUCGGACCAAGACGUCUUCAUUUACGAUCCGCGCGACGGCACGCAUUCCCAUCUCGACCCUGUAUCCGCUCGAUCACGCCGCUUCCAAGACGUUAUUGACCUCGUUGAUGUUUCGGAUGGCGAAUCCUACCUCUACGACUCGUCCGACGACGAAGACCAUGACGACGAGAUGAUCAUCGUCGAGCAGCCCGAUCCGACACCUCCCAUCGCCCCUGCCCCCGUCCUCAACGACCCCUUCGCCUCAACUCAUUUCCCUCCGUUGACCACUGCUGCAUCUCUCUCCGCACGCGCUCGAGGGAAGCGACCUCUCGACCCUUCGAGCGACACCGAAGUCGAACGCGCCAAACGCGCCACUCGCGAUCCCCCUUCCCUUGCCACGUUGCCAGACACCCCUGCUGUCUCGGCCUCCACUUCCACAUACUCCUUCCAACCCCUCCCCACUCGCCCUACUGUAGGUGCUCUCUAUCCAUUGCGGCGUCCCAUCCCUUUGCCAUUUCUUGAUCUAUCCUCUCCUGCACAAUCGCCUUCUGGUCUUGCUCCUACAUCUGUGCCUCUUCAUCAUCGGGUGAGGGUCAUCCGACGAGCGAGGAGUGCUUCGGCUGUUCCGGUCGAUGUGCCGGAUCCAACGUCCGAGGGGGAAGAAGGAGAAGUAGCUACGUGAGCACUCGCCAUUCUCUUCUCGUGAUCUGUUGAACUCGUUUGAAAUGCUUCCUGAAUGCGUGUCCUGAAUUCUUCCCCUCUAGCCCACCUGCCCGGUCCCCACACCCCACCACGGCCAUCGACCCAGAAACGGGCAUCCUUGUCAACCCAUCGACAGGCAAAGGCGUCUACAUCCGGUCCCGCCCUUCCCUCGCUCCCAGCACCCCCAUCGCCGUCGGAGCCUCGCGUCUCAAAUCCCUCAAGCGCCAGCUCCGAUCCUCAGAUGUCGCCCCUUCGAGUCCUUUGACGACGUUGGCUCCACCUCCCUCUCUCCAUCGCACCGCUUUCGACCGACGACUUUCAGCGCAUCGCAAGUUGCGUAAAUGGUUCCCCGCUGAAGUCGGACCAGUAUUGCAAGAGGCCUUCUUCCGUCCCUCGUCAUGCAUGGCCCUUUCGAGCGAGGCUAUGAAGCAGCCUCUACCUUAUCGAUCGAUCGGAUACGGUUUCUGGCCCGGAGCGAUCCCGACAUCAACGCCUACUGCGCUGUUGACCGCCUCCCUCCCGAUUCCGACCUCAACCACAGCAGGCGGUCUGAACCUCCGCCCCCGCGUUGACAUUUUCGUCGACAACUCCAACAUCAUCCAUUCCUUCCAUCGAUGGCUAGGCCAAACCUUUCCUUCUAAGAACGUCUCUCUCGCCUCUCGUCUUGCGCGUCGAGUACGAGAGGACGUCAUCGACGGGACAAGGUAUUACCUCGACUAUGACAUCCUCUUCGCCUUGCUCGAAAGAGGAAUGGGAAGUCGCGUGAAGAAGAGGGUUUUGGUAGGGAGCUCGCUCUUGAAACAAGGUGUCGAGGACGCCGUCAAAUGGGUGAGUUGCUUCAAAGUCGCUCAAGGGCAUAUCAAAACCACCUCACUGAAUCAUUCAUUCACUCACAGGGUUACGAAGUCUCGAUCCUCCAACGCGUACCUCGUCGCUCAGUCCUUUCCUCCGACCCCGACGGUCCCAUCACGACCCUCCAAAAAGAACAAGCAGUCGACGAACUGCUCCAUCUCAAGAUCCUCGAGGCGAUCCUCGAAUUUCAAUCAACACCUCACCAACCACCAAUCACCACCACCACCACGUCGUCACCGCGUCCGCUGAUGAUCCUCGUCUCAGGCGACGCCAAAUCAUCCGAAUACAACCCCUCCGGAUUCCUCGGUUGCGUACGUCACGCCCUAGCGCACAAUUGGGACAUUGAGAUAUGGGCGUUCAAGAAAUCGACGAAUCGAUUUUGGGGGGAUCUGAGCAGGGAACAGGAACGGAAGAGAGGGGUAGAAGGGGAGGGGGUUUGGGGAAGUGGGGAUGUGAGAUUGGUCGAUUUGAGUACUUGGGCGGGGGAGCUGGUGAGGAGGUGA
Molecule: messenger RNA, 2830 nt
Organism: Microbotryum saponariae
Lineage: Eukaryota; Fungi; Basidiomycota; Microbotryomycetes; Microbotryales; Microbotryaceae
Source: the annotation of a GenBank genome assembly